AUGAGCAGGACUUUAGAAGAGCGGUUGGCUAAUCAUUCCGAUGCGUUUAGUGGACUUCUAUCUUUGAUUCCCGCCAAGUACUAUUACGACGAUGAUACCAAGAACCAAUGGAACCGCAAGAAACAGACCAAGGACGAGGCCAAGGCCAGGAAGCGCGCUAAAUUCGAUCCGUCGUCGGCUUCGACUGCGCUAGAUAUCGCUAAAGAGCGUGAGGGCGGUGAGACUGAUGCCAGUGAAAAUGACGACGAUGAACAGGAGGAAAAUGAGGACGUAGAUGAGGAGGAUGAGGAUGAGGAAGAAGAAGAGGAUGAAGAGGAGGAAGAGGAGGAAGAAGAAGAGGGGGAGGUGGUGGAAGUGCAGGAUGAGGUGCCCCAGGAGCAAGUUAAUGGGAAAUUGGAGAAUGGAAGCCAGUCCGACGUAGCAUCUAAGAAUAAUACCAAGGCCAGCAAACCGGCUGCUAAAAAGAAUGACAGUGAUGAAGACGACGAGAACGACGACCUUAUAGGAUUCGACGACGACGGCAACGAGCUGAGAAUGCCAGCUCCAGAACCACAGGCCACUGACCUCGCACCUGCGACGGCCAGUGGUGCUAAAAAGGUCGAUGAACAAAAAAUAGCCGAACUACGGUCUAAACUGGCAUCUAAAAUUAAUGAAAUGCGUGAGAAGCGCAAGGCUCCAGGCACCGGUGUCAAGGGAGCUCCUUUAAACAGAGAAGCUAUUCUUGAAACGCGGAGACAGCGUCAAGAGGCAGCUAAGGCCAAGGCUCAACUCAAGAGAAAAAGAGACGAUGAUGACGAAGAUUCGGAUAGCAAUGACGAUUUGACGGACGAUAUCGACGACGACGACGACAACGACAACACCAGUGGUGGAUCCAGUUCGAAACUGGUCUUUUCGCAGGUGGUGUUUAAAGACGGACAAAAAGCUACAGGAGAUCUGACAGAUCUGGCACAACAAAAAGCCAGAAAAGGACCCAGAGAUCUUCUUGGCCAGAUCAAGCAUCUCAACAGCAAGAAAGCGAAAAUUGCAUCUCUCGACAAAGAAAAACAGGCUGAAAUCGCCGAAAAGUCGCAGUGGUCACGAGCCAUUCUGCAGGCCGAGGGUGAAAAGGUCCGUGAUAACGAAAAGCUCCUGAAAAAGGCUCUUAAACAACAGAACAAAAAGAAAAAGAAGUCCGAAAAAGAGUGGCAGGAACGAAAAGACAACGUUGCCAAGGGCAUCCAAGCCCGUCAAGCCAAACGUGAAGAAAACCUCGCCAAACGCCGCGAAAUGAAAGGUGUCAAGGGCAAGAAGCAGAAAAAGGCUCUCAAAAGAGCCGGCUUCGAAGGCGGCAAAUCUAAAUCAAAGUUCAAAAAGGGUUCCAAGAAGUAA
Messenger RNA from Sugiyamaella lignohabitans, 1368 nucleotides. It is a transcript of the gene RRP14, whose product is annotated as Rrp14p. The coding region runs from base 1 to 1368 and encodes 455 amino acids. The record is from RefSeq and is a predicted model, not a curated record. Gene Ontology annotation, molecular function: DNA binding; RNA binding. Gene Ontology annotation, cellular component: nucleolus. Gene Ontology annotation, biological process: ribosomal small subunit biogenesis; ribosomal large subunit biogenesis. The transcript is spliced from 2 exons. Lineage: Eukaryota; Fungi; Ascomycota; Dipodascomycetes; Dipodascales; Trichomonascaceae.